AUGGAGUGGAUGAUGCGAAAGACCAAAACGAAGAAGAAGCCGCCUCGAUUGGAGCGACUCAACGCCAAAAAGAACAUCAGUUACCAACUCCCCGUCACCACCACCGUCCCAUCUCCAACUCCAUCUCCCUCCGACGAAGAAACCAGUCUCCGUGUAUUGGGAAUCGACGGCGAAUUUGACCGUAUCUUUCAGAGUUUGGGCCUUUCUGGUCCUGAGGAUUUCUCUAUCCCAACGCAAGAUUGGGAAGCGCGGAAGGUUCGCUCUGCUAAUCUUGCUUCAAUUUCAGUUUCUGAGGAUUCUGCUGUUGUGAUUGUUGGGGAUUCUCCUUCUUCUUCGGGGGAACAUGGUGUUAGGGGUGUUGUUGAUCCGCUCAGAAACGGUGAAAGGAGUGUGCUUUUUACCGAUUCGGGUUCUUUCACUACUUCGCAUGAUUAUGAUAGUGAUGGUGGUGGGGAGAGAACGGUGUUUCCUUAUGGGUGGCUUAAACCCACUUUUUCUUCGUGGCAAAAGGGUGCCAUUCUGGGAAAGGGUUCUUUUGGAACGGUUUAUGAAUGCCUCACCGAGGAUGGAUACUUUUAUGCGGUGAAAGAGGUGUCUUUGUUGGAUGAUGGUAACCAGGGAAGACAAAGCAUUUUCCAACUUCAGCAGGAAAUAUCUCUUUUGAGUAGGUUUCAACAUGAGAACAUAGUUCGAUAUUAUGGCUCAGACAAGAAUGAAAGCACACUGUAUAUAUUCCUUGAGCUUGUGUCAAAAGGGUCAUUAGCCAGUCUUUAUCAAAGCUAUCACCUAAAUGAUUCUCAAGUUUCUGCAUACACAAGACAGAUUUUAAAUGGCUUGAAGUAUCUUCAUGAAAAUGAUGUGGUCCACAGGGAUAUCAAGUGUUCUAAUAUACUGGUUGAUGUAAAUGGUUCAGUCAAGCUUGCCGAUUUUGGGUUAGCAAAGGCAACAAAAUUAAAUGAUGUUAAAUCCAGCAAAGGCUCCCCAUACUGGAUGGCUCCUGAGGUUGUUAACUUAAGAAACCAAGGUUACGGGCUAGCGGCGGAUAUAUGGAGCUUAGGAUGUACGGUUUUAGAGAUGUUGACGAGGCAGCCACCUUACUCUGAAUUAGAAGGAAUGCAAGCAAUAUUUCGGAUUGGUAGGGGUGAACUUCCACCGAUUCCUGAAUCUCUAUCUAAUGAUGCCCGAGAUUUCAUUCUUAAAUGCUUACAAGUUAACCCAAGUAAACGCCCAACUGCAGCUCAGCUAUCAAAUCAUCCAUUUCUAAGGAGACGAUUAAGUGCAGGUUCUCCACGUAUUAAUAGUAUUGUUCAGCCUUAA
Vicia faba (fava bean) is the source of this 1317-nucleotide messenger RNA. The record is from the annotation of a GenBank genome assembly. NCBI's taxonomy places the organism in Eukaryota, Viridiplantae, Streptophyta, Magnoliopsida, Fabales, Fabaceae.